Messenger RNA from Etheostoma spectabile (orangethroat darter), 4551 nucleotides. RefSeq lists its product as uncharacterized. Bases 529 to 3162 code for a protein of 877 amino acids. The transcript is spliced from 7 exons. The record is from RefSeq and is a predicted model, not a curated record. Lineage: Eukaryota; Metazoa; Chordata; Actinopteri; Perciformes; Percidae.
AUUGUCUCCUGUAUGAGGACAAAGGUCUUGCUCUUUCAGCUGGUUCAAUGAGCACCCAGCUGUUACAUCACGUGUGAAGCAAAAUCAAGCCACCAUCCAGAAUUUCAUACAUUCCUGUUCACAAGGCGUGAUUUCAUUAUUCUGCAGCCAGCCGCUGAAGACAAACUUAUUCAUGUGAGUAGAAACAAUCCUACUACUGGAAGCUUUGCUGAAACACUUAUCGUGAGAUGUAUCCAGUGUUGAGAAGGAUACUUUUUGAGGAGUGAGCACCUUAUUAGCUAGAAUUUAAAAUUUGAUUUAAUUUUCACAAUACUUUGUGAAAAAUUGUGAUUGUUACGUGGUCUGACAUGAUGAUUUCUGCAGCUGACAUUGACAGACAAGUUGUAGUCUUAUAGAGACUGAGAUAGAUUCGUCAGACGAAAGAAAAAACUAGUGGAAACAGCUGAUUAACGACAGGGAUCACCGUCAGUGCCCCUUGUCAACCCAACCAGGACCAUCGACAGCCUACAACCAGGGAAGAGACGGGUGAUGGAGAAGUUUUUUAAGCCUGUUCACAGCCCCUCUAGCCCGGAAGAGAUCAAGAUGCGGAAGCACCACCACCACCGUCAUCUUCCCCAUCACCAAGUCCCUCAGUCACACAGGUAUACAACAUUUAAUGACACAGACAGAAAUACAGAUGAAAGCCAAGGACACCACCGUCACCAUCAACAUGGUCGUUAUCUCCAUCACGAUGCCCACCAUCAAACACAGCAAUUUCCCCACAGCGAAGAGGAUGAGAUACUUUACAACCACAAUACCCCUGUUACUCUCUCUCGGGCCUCUUCCUCUUCCCUCUCUUCAUCCUCUUCCUCCUCCUCUUUUUCUUCAUGGAACACAGAGGAAAGUGCAAAUGAUCCGUUUUCUCUUCGUCUUGCUGGGCUGCCACAGCACUCCUUGUCCUGCUCCAACAUCUCAGAUGUGCGCAGAGGUUUCAGGGAGGAUGACAGCAGCGAGCCUAUUGUCCUUGCCACCAUCAAACACAACAAGAACGGCAGUGUUUGUAAUGAGAUACAUAAGAGUGAACAAAAGAGGGGAAAGCGGGGUUUUGCUUCUCUUGACCGAGGUCACAGCAGAAGUGAACAAGGCCUCCUGCAAGGGAAUGAAAGUGAUCUUGGAGGAAAACAAUCCGGAGCGCCGCACAUCAACUAUGGACCGCUGUAUAAGGCAGCUAGUUUGAACCGAAGCCUGGCUUUCAGUGAGGAGGACUUUCUGUUAGGGGUCUCUAGGGCCCCCAAGAGAGCAGUGUCCUCCAUUCAGCUACCCAGCAAAGGCAUCCUCAAAAAAAAGGAGCCUCAUACUGACAUCCGCAAGGCUAAGUCAAUGGAGGUGUUGUCCCCAAGAGUUUCAAGACCAGAUCCCAAUGGACAGAAAGGGAAAGAGGCAACUCAAGUUGAGAUAGAGCAGACCAAGGCAAAUUUUGUGAAGGGAAAGUUGCAAUUCUCAGCCUUUCUAGAUGAGAUUACAAAACAGGUCAUAAGUCCCUCGGCUCUCAACAUCUUGGGUGUGAAUAAUAAUAAUAAAACUACUGGAAAGAUACAAGCCCCAGCACAAUCACCUGGCCCAAUCAAGCCUCAGCUCCCACCAAAGAAGAACAGAGAGAGCUCAGGGGAGGACAGGGAGCAGCACCUGAAACAGUCCAGCAGACAGGAGAAAGCAGCUUGCAGCAACCCUCGGAAACUCUCGGACUGCUCCAAUCCUGACAAACUGAUCUCAUAUGCAGCUAGGAACCACCACGGUAGCCCCCCACCUCUUCCCCACCCUCACUCUCCCAGCCACAAUACUCACAACGAAAGCAGCCGUAAAGACAGGAGGCCGUCGCCCACUGGGGGCUCCAUGUCAGGGGACAGAUAUGGUAGAGGUGGCCCUCACCUCACAGAUGGCACCAGCACCAGCCCAGAACCCAGCCAGCCCAAACAAUGUCACCACCGCAAACAGCAGCCCACUGCCUCCCACAGUCAACACCUCCCUCAGCAUCAGCCUCGACAGGUGCACCCUGGCCCUGUGCAGAGAGGGCCCGCCAGCUCCCCUUCAUCCUCAGCCAAGGGUGUGGGGCCAGGCCUCGGAUCUGAGUCUUCAUCCACCCAAUCUGAUUCCCCCAGGGCCAGAGACACAGCCUCCACAGCUACCAACCACAGCCCGGAGCAGAGUGGUCCACACCAGUCACAGCAUGUGAGACACUCUAAACAAUGCAGGGACACACUGUGUGAUGCCGACCAUCUCCAGGCGCUGCAGGAGGAGAACACAGAUCUUCACCAGAACUUGCUACAGACUGUGGUUUGCAUUGAGAGCCUGGAGGUGGAGUUGCAGAGGACCAGGGACGAGCUCAGCCAUGUCAAGGAAAAAUAUAAAAGCCUUCUGGAGACCCACACUGGGACCAAGCAGGCCAAUAACCUGCUGGGGGAACACCUGCAUAUAGCGUCAGAGAACCUGAGCAGUGAGAGGAAGUACCUGCAAAACCGUGUGUCCCAGCUGAGCUCAGAGUUGGAGGAUGCCCACAGGAUCAUUGCAGCCAUGGAGAACAUGAAUAUACCAUGCUUGAUAAAGGAGUUAUUGGAAAAGCACUUUGAUUCAGCUGAGGCCAAACAGAAGCUUCUGACGACCUCUGCCCCAAUCAGCCUUUCUUCCACCGCUUCACAACCAAAAGGCCAAUCCCACAUGCCUAAAGUGGAGGAGGCAGCACAUGAUUGGUUGACGAAAUCAGAUGCCGGUCUGCAGAGGGUCACAGCCUUCAUACCAUUUAAGCAGGGGGUGCCAACAAUAGGAACUGAAGGCAGUCUCUCUGGUCAGCACAGCCCUCCUUUCUCUGCAGCUGACAUUAGCACUUCUAUCUAUAAGAAAAUGGCUGCCAGUUAUGCAGCCAGACCACAACCUCUCUAUCCCCAAAACCAACAGCAGCUUCCUCUGGGCACUAACCACGCUAAUGCCCCUCCACACCUCGAGCAGGUAGAAUUGGGUGGUGACAGCUGGGGUGGGAAGGGUGGGGUAAAGGUAACGCUUUUGGAGCAAGACGUUGUGGAUGUGACCUCCAUGUCAGCCCAGCAGAUUCUGGAUGAUUUCCUGCAGCAGCUGCAGCCCAAUAGUGGAGGGCAGGAACAGCAGGGCGGGCAGGAGUGGGCGGGAUGAGUUGAACAAAUAAAAAUGUCAGAAUGAAAAUGUCAUCCAACAUGACAGGAUGAAUGUAUAGUCUUAUCUUAUUGCAUUGAAAUGUGUAUUUAUUCAUUUAGGUCAUUGCUGUCAAAUGCAUUGUGUAGUGUAUCCCCAACAUACCAGAAAAUCUUUUAUUGGGCUUGUGUAUAAUGUCCUUUUGGGUAUAGGAUUUUAUUACUGAGGAUUUUGAAGGGACAAGAUUUCCACACAUACAAAAAAUAGGGAAACCAAUUUGCACUGAAAGAAAUAAAAAAAAACUCUUAAGCUUGCCGUUGAAAAAAAUUAUCAACAGAGCAAUCAAAUGCCAAAAUGUAUAUUAAAAUUUUUUAACAUGCAGUAAUACAUACAGUUAUAGGAAACUAUUUCCAAGUAUGCUUUAUAAAUACAUUUACAUUUAAGUGCUUAAUUUAAUAAGAUGUAAUGUACUGUGUUUUCCCUUUGCCUGUUGCCCUGUACUCCCCCCCCCAAUUUAACAGAGAGACAAAUCUUUCUGUCUAUACCUUUAGAUAGAAGCAGCUCCUCAUUUCAGUAGUGAGUUUAACAGUUGACCUAUUAAUACAAUGGAUGACAAGGUUUUUAAAAGUCAGAGACAUCAAGGCCAUCUGUUCUUAAGAGCAACUGGUCUGAGGUUAACAGUGUUAUAGCCACUUAUCAGUUUUUUUAUUUUAUGUAAGAUGGCUGUUCAUCAAUUGAUAAACUGAAUAAAUGGCAAACACUGAAGAAUAAACCCACUUACCUCUUAAAGAAAAGUAUCUUCUUUAUAUACAGCAGAUGAGAUGAAUAGUCAUUUUCAACAACAGCCUGUUGUACAGUUGUAUUAAUAAUAUUUCAACCAUGCAGAAAUACCUCUUGAACACAGAAAUAAUCACAUUUGUGUUUCCUUACCAUUGUUCAGUUAUUUCAGUCAUUGUUAUGAGGGUGAUUGGUAACAUUCAGAUCAGCACAAGGAAAACUGCCGUUAAACUAAUACAAAGUCAAAGUUAAAAAAUUAACUAAUUGAUUUACAUGAAAUAUAAGUUUAAAUUAGUAUGAAAUAAAAACAUGUACAACUGUACAUGCACAGAUUUGUAUAUAUUCAUUGACUCUGUGUCUAAAACAAGAUGGCCCUUCCCAUCUAAAAUGAUAUGGGGUAGGUGUUCAAAACUGAUGUAGUGGGCAGAAUAAGAUGUGAACACUGUAUAGUAUUUAUGUGAAAGUAUUGUGAAAAUGUAUAUUGAAUAGAGUGCAGCAGCAACAUAAUCGUAUAUGAACCCAUCUCUCAUCAGUGUACACUUUACCUUCUGAAUCAUGCACUUAUGAAUACCGCUAAUAUGUAACUAUGUCAUUAUGGCUGUUCUACCAAUAAAAAUAUUCAUCUUAAAUGAA